Molecule: messenger RNA, 2130 nt
Organism: Aspergillus chevalieri
Lineage: Eukaryota; Fungi; Ascomycota; Eurotiomycetes; Eurotiales; Aspergillaceae
Gene: IML2
Product: TTC39/IML2 family protein
Exons: 6
Coding region: 1-2130 (709 amino acids)
Cellular component (GO): nucleus; cytosol; mitochondrial outer membrane
Source: RefSeq, a predicted model, not a curated record
AUGUUCAAGGUUGGAUCGUGGUUUUAUGGCAAAAAGCCCGCGGCUCAGGUGCAGUCGCUGGACUCGUUGGUUGAAUUGAGGGACCUCGAGGAUGCGCUGCAAGCUGCGACCUUGAUCAUGAACGAUGAUGUCGAUGGUGCCGAAGAUGGUCUUUCCGAGGGGACUUCGUCUUUUCAUAAUCUCGGAAAAGGUGUAGUCGCAUUUAUCCGGGCAACGUUAGGUUUUGAGCAGGAGAUUAUGCGGCAAGCAUCCGAACGACUCGUCGAAGCCGAAACCAGCGCAUCCAACGACCAACAUCGAGCUCAGCACAAUGCGCACGCCCCGAAUAGCUACCACUCGCAGAUCUAUGCUCCCGGAACCGAGUUUGCGCUUUGUCAGGCAAUGGCACAGCUCAUGAGUGCUGUUGUUGGUGUCUUGAAUGAGAGUCUCACGGAGAGUGUCAAGGGUUUCUACAAGCUGAGAAAGGCGUAUCUGACCCUCGAUGCGAUCCUGAAGAUGGAAGAGAAGUUUAUGCAGGAAAGACAAUCUGGGCAGGCUUCAGCAUCAACCAGGUCGAGCGAGUCAUUGAACAGAGCCCGUGGAAUAGGGAAAGCGCACACAGAUCCCACUUUGUCACAUUCAUCGGAUGAUGCGCUAUCACGCAAACUGGACGAUCUCGAUGUUUCCCACGAUUCGGCUGCUGCCUCGGCAGCAUCUGUAGGUGCAUCGACGAACAUGCUCAACAUCGAUCCCGAUUCCGAUCUUUUCAAGAACCAGAUCGACGUCUUCAUACACUCUGGGGCCAAUUUCUGUUUCGGUAUUCUUCUGCUGUUGAUCUCGAUGGUGCCGCCGGCAUUCAGCAAAUUGCUCAGCAUCAUCGGGUUCUACGGGGAUAAGCAACGAGGAUUGCGGAUGCUAUGGCAGGCGAGCAAGUUCCACAACUUGAUCGGUGCCAUUGCGGCCUUCGCAGUGCUGGGAUACUACAACGGGUUCGUUCGUUACUGCGAUAUCAUGCCAGACGCCAUACCUGGAGAAGACGGCGACGUCGAGGGGUACCCGCAAGAACGACUCGAGGGUUUGCUUGCAGACAUGCGGAAACGGUUCCCGAACAGCCAGCUUUGGCUUCUUGAAGAAUCCCGCAUGGAGGGUGCUAACAAGAACCUUGAAAAGGCACUAGAGCUUUUGUGUGGGGAGAACAAGAGUCCCCUGAAGCAGGUGGAGGCCCUGCGAGUUUUCGAGCGGAGUCUGAAUGCGAUGUAUCUUCAUAAAUACGAGCUCUGUGCGCAGUCUUUUCUCGAGUGCUUCGAUCUCAACUCCUGGUCUCGAAGUUUGUAUUACUACAUCGUCGGAUCAUCGCAUCUCACCCUUUACCGCCAAACCCUCCAAAAAGAUCCCACCGAAGCAGCCAAGCACGCCGAGAAAGCCACGGAAUACUUCCGCGCAGCACCCCCGUUGGCCGGCAAGAAGCGCUUCAUGGCACGCCAGUUGCCGUUUGACGUGUUUGUGAGCCGCAAAGUCGCCAAAUGGGAAGCCCGCGCCAAGGAAUGGAAGGUCCCGCUCGUCGAGGCAGUCGGUGUGGACCCCGUCGAAGAGAUGAUCUUCUUCUGGAACGGACACAGCCGCAUGACUCGCGAGCAGCUCGAGGCUUCCUUGAUCAACCUGGCGUGGUCCGAAAGCGACGCCAAUAGGACAUGGGCACGGGAGGGUCUGGAGGAGAAAGCGAUUCUGCAACUCCUCCGCGCUGCGGUUCUGCGUUCACUCCGGAAACACGAUGAAGCCAGGGACCUUCUGCAAACGCACAUCCUCAACCACGACAAGAACCAGUUCAAGGGGCAUCUCAAAGACGACUGGAUCUGUCCCGUGGCGCAUUUUGAAAUGGCCGCGAAUCUAUGGAUGGAGCGGCCAACGUAUAUCGCUGAGCAUGGGCAUCCUACCUCUGACCCCGAGAAAACAGAAACCAAGUCCUCAGCCACGGACGAGAAGAUCGAGCGGCAAAAGGCCCUUGCGUGCAAGGAGUAUCUGGAGAAAGCGGCAAGAUGGGAGAGCUAUGAACUUGAUGCUCGGAUCGGACUCAAGGUUACUGCUGCCAUGGAAGCUGUGCGGAAGUGGGAGAGCACGCAUGAUCCUGCUGCAACUGCAGGGUCUUCAUGA